GACAAUGUACAUCGUAAGGUCUUAUUUAUCAAUGGUGAACUGUGUGAUUGAAGCAAGAGAUUUCAAAAAAAAAUUGCCAGGCAACUGCCUACUCGCGAUUACGAGCAUGGUUGUUGUAAAAUCAUUAUCAGCUUUACUGAGUCGGGAAGCGUGUGUUUAGCCUAAUCACUGUUUGAUGUGUAUAACUAAUAAAAUUCGUUUCUAUCAAAAACAAAUGCCACAAUUGUUCGGUGUGUGAUAUGAUACUUCUCUUUGUAUGGGGAGAUAUUCUGAUCUCGGAUAGAAGAGCGUCUCGCUGCCCAACCAGACUAGAGCCAAUUGGCACUUGGAAGAAGCAACGUCGUUGAUUCAUUCGUGGUGUCAAGCCUUCAUCCACUUUGCUUUGGCGCAAUAUCUGUGCAUCGUUAUCACUAUCACUAGAGUGAUUUAUAUUGGCAAAUGCUAGACAACAAGAUGCACCCUUUCUUCGAUUCGUGUUUAUGGUGUUUGAAAAGUUAAUAUUUGUGUACUUCAGAAUACUACGGCGAAACACCCAGUUUUCUUGCAUGUUUUGCAUAUUACGACUAGGUGCUGUAAGUUUUUAAAUAAGACGACCAAAAUAACCACUGGACUAAAUCGGCGAAGCACAUGAUCUAAAAGUGAUAAAGUGUAAAACCAGGAUUAACCAUCAGCAACAUGGGGAAAAAUACGAGAUCUAAGAAUGCAGUACACGUAGACCAUGUUGCAUAUUAUCAUACGUAUAAGUACAACUCGCUUCAGAGGCUUAACAAAUCCAAAAGCAUGCAUGGUGUCAAACGCGUCGUAGCAUUUUGUAUACUCACAGCGGUUCUACCUGCUUCUCUAAUAAUACUUCCACUGUAUCUUCGACAUACGGUCUUCGCUGACGUCGUAUAUCCUAUUGCCGAAUCUGAUAUCAUUGAAAUUAGAGAUGGCAUUUCUUCUGUUUUUUGCCAAAGACACAUACUCCAGAUGAACACGAGUUUUAAUGCGUUCCAACUGAAGCAGAAACCAGAGAUCUCUCAGAACCGCAAACACAUUCGCUUAAAGAAAUCUAUGUCACUACCAGACGACACUUUAGAAUACUGGGGAUUCUAUUUGCUCAAAGGCGCAACUGUAGCACUGAAAGUUUGCUCACGAUACGACGGGUCACGCAUCCUGGUAGUAAAAGGGGAACGCAAUUUAAGAACAUGUGGGUUACUAGACCACAACAAGAACAAAAUUGGCACCCACUUCAAUAAGGAACAUGGCCAAGUGCUGGUAACUUUUGAAUCCGCUGCUGAAAUUGUUGAUUCAUCGGGACCUUACGAUAAUAAUUCCAAUCGAUACGUUCCGCCGGAUGCUGGUAAUCACGGAGGAGAAGAUCUUACCGAUGAAGACAUGACUGUAGAAGAAAGCGCCAACCAAAUAGAAAAAUUGAAGCACUUUGCACACCACAACAAAACCAAAUAUGCGGAAGAGUCGAAUGAUACAGUUACUAUAAGCAGUGUGAAUGAUAAAAAUGUAUCUGUUCGAUCAGAAAACCUCCCACCCGUUGAACGAGGUUCCUCAGUGGUACCAUACUCUAUACAACCCAAAGAGACUGAGGCUAGUCGUAAACGUUAUCACAGUUUUAAACGCGAACCGGAAAGCAAUAGCGCAAAAAGUCUGGAAAGCAAUGGAAACCAGCUGCAGGAAAGUCAACGUAAAAGACGUCAUCACGGCAGACACGGACAUCGUGAUAAGCUAGGUAAAGACACAGUUCAUGCAGACAAUACGCUAGGAAAAAAAUUACCGUCAGAAACAGCUGACACGAGAGCCAAACGUGAUACUGUUUAUGAUCGCCGAAUAAACCAUGGUGGCAAUGCAUUCAACUUUUCCAACAAUACUUCAGAUUCGGUUUCAAGCUUUGAGAACAGUUUGCUCACGUGUUACGAUGGUGAUAUCCUGUUGGCACAAAGCUUUCCACCUAGUCAUCUAUGCAAAGACGUCCAAUAUCUUGAAAAUGGAAUUCACAUGGUGACAAAGCACGAGGUAGCUUCUGAUGGUUACUACUAUUAUAUUUUCUACAGCGAUAACGAUUACGUACAGAACGACAUUCAUGCCGUUUUUGACAUUUAUAAACCAACCUUUCAAUAUUCCAACAUCUCGGAGUCGAAAGGAUGCGUCAACAGUACAAAUUGCUCAUUUCCAAUUCUCUUCUGGUCUGACGAGCGUGUGAUAGUCGAGGUACCCACCAGGGAUGGCAUCGAACACGAAGAAGACGAUAUUACUUUCUUGAUAUCGACGUGUCAGCCUCGAAUGGCCAUAUACGUUGUAUUUCCCAUAUCCGUCCUAUUUCUUGUUUUAACUUGUGCUUUUUUAUAGCUUUUAACCCUAUGGAGAAAGACUUGACGCAUUUGUUACAAUUUUAUUUAAAGCACGUAUUUAAUUUGUAAGCGAUUCAACCGAUAUGUUAAAAUGUAAUGACUCCAAUUGUAGCUAUAUUUAAGUGUAAUAUUACUAGCACAAUGUGAAAUAGUGUAAUCAAUAUAAAGAGAUAAUUAAAGUAGACAAUUCAUUUUAUUGUGAUAAAAAACUAGAAUAAUGCAUCACACUAGAAUUUUACAAA
This is a messenger RNA of Topomyia yanbarensis, 2587 nucleotides long. RefSeq lists its product as uncharacterized. The transcript is spliced from 3 exons. Bases 676 to 2343 code for a protein of 555 amino acids. NCBI's taxonomy places the organism in Eukaryota, Metazoa, Arthropoda, Insecta, Diptera, Culicidae. The record is from RefSeq and is a predicted model, not a curated record.